Molecule: messenger RNA, 1035 nt
Organism: Penicillium waksmanii
Lineage: Eukaryota; Fungi; Ascomycota; Eurotiomycetes; Eurotiales; Aspergillaceae
Product: ketoreductase
Exons: 2
Coding region: 1-1035 (344 amino acids)
Biological process (GO): fatty acid elongation
Cellular component (GO): endoplasmic reticulum
Molecular function (GO): ketoreductase activity
Source: RefSeq, a predicted model, not a curated record
AUGGAUCUGUCAAAGCACAUCGAAUGCCUUUCGCAAUGGCCUGCUCAUAUCCCGGCAGGUCUGCCCGCCGUAGGCGCGUUGGUUCUCCUCGCAACUGGUGGGCUUGCUGUCGCCUGCAAGGUCUGGAGCUUCCUGCGGGUGAUCCUCAGUCUAUUCAUCCUUCCCGGCAAACCGCUUCGUUCCUUCGGACCCCCCGGUAGCUGGGCUGUGGUAACUGGUGCCUCGGAUGGUCUGGGGAAGGAAUUCGCGCUGCAGCUGGCGCGGGCCAAGUUCAACAUCGUGCUGGUGUCGCGAACCGAAUCGAAGCUGGAGACUCUUGCCGAAGAAAUCACCAAGCAAUUCCCCAAUGUGCAAACCAAGAUCCUCGCCAUGGACUUCUCCCGCAACUCCGACGCCGACUACACCGCGCUGAGUGCUCUUGUCUCGGAUCUGGAUGUCUCAAUCCUCGUCAACAACGUCGGCCUGAGCCACUCGAUCCCCGUCCCCUUCGCCCAGACCCCAGCUUCCGAGAUGGCCGAUAUCAUCACCAUCAACUGCACCGGUACCCUGCGCGUCACCCAGCUCGUUGUCCCCGGCAUGAUGCAGCGCCGCCGCGGUCUGAUUCUCACUAUGGGUUCAUUCGGUGGUCUUCUCCCUACACCUCUGCUGGCCACCUACUCCGGAAGCAAGGCUUUCCUGCAGCAGUGGUCUACCGCUCUGGGCGGCGAGCUGUCUUCCUACGGCAUUGAGGUCGAGCUUGUCCAGGCUUACCUGAUUACCUCUGCCAUGUCCAAGAUCCGCCGUGCAUCUGCCUCCAUCCCCACUCCCCGCGCUUUCGUCCGCUCCGUUCUCUCUAAGAUCGGCCGUAGCGGUGGUUCGUCCUCGUACGCUCACAGCUCCUCUCCUUACUGGAGCCACGGCCUCAUGGCCUGGUUCCUGACCUCCAUCGGAACCAUGAACGGCUUCGUGCUUAGCCAGAACAAAUCCAUGCAUGAGAGCAUUCGCAAGCGUGCCCUGCGCAAGGCUGAGCGUGAUGCUCAGAAGAAGAGCACUUGA